AUGACGAAAAAAGUACUGUCUAUUCAAUCGCAUGUAGUUCAUGGCUAUGUUGGAAACAAGGCUGCCACGUUUCCCUUGCAAUAUCUUGGAUGGGACGUGGAUGCUCUCAACACGGUUCAAUACUCGAACCACCCCGGCUACGGUCAUUUCAACGGGUUUCGAUCCCAGGCCAAAGAUCUCCGCGAUAUCAUUGAAAAGGGCCUUUUAGAAGGUCUACAGCUCAAAUACGACGCAAUUCUCACCGGAUAUCUACCAGACCCAGAAGCACUGUGUGAAAUCGGCGAAGUGCUCGGCAAUUUAUGUGAAAGUGACGCAAAUAUCAAGUGGGUUCUGGAUCCCGUUCUGGGCGACAAUGGCAAACUGUACGUGUCCCCGGACGCCAUUCCAGCCUACAAGAGUAUUCUCUCUCGAGGAAAUGUGUAUUUGGCUACCCCAAACCAGUUUGAAAUGGAAGUCUUGACUGACAUCCAAAUUACAGACCUUCACACUCUGAAGCUUGCCAUAACACGAUUCCACGAAUUAUAUCCCAAAAUUCCGCAUGUGGUUGUUACGAGUGUCACUUCGCACUCGUUCAGCGAUAAUGCCAUCAUCUGCGCCUGCAGCGAACGCUCGAAUCCCGCCUCAACCUGCUAUUUCAGCAUUCCCAAGAUUGACGUCCAGUUUAGCGGCAGCGGAGAUUUGUGCAGUGCACUGCUAUUGAAUGCGCUUCUACGGCAAGCUCCGGACCUUCCUCGAGCCGUCAACGAGGUUUUGUCACUGGUUGACAAGAUUUUGUUAAGAACCCUAGAGCUGGAAAAACAGCAAAAUUCGUCCGAAGAGAAACAUCCAAAAAAGAUAAACGACCUUAAACUGAUAGAAUCUCGGGAUCUCCUGGACGACAGGCCGCAACUCAAGUAUACACCAAUGCCUUUAUAG
This is a messenger RNA of Lachancea sp. 'fantastica', 915 nucleotides long. The record is from the annotation of a GenBank genome assembly. Lineage: Eukaryota; Fungi; Ascomycota; Saccharomycetes; Saccharomycetales; Saccharomycetaceae.